AUGGACGCAUUUUCUUCCGUGGCCACAACAACGCCAUCGAGGCGGAAGUGCCGGGAUCCUUCUCGACGAUGCGAACACCUAUGUUGUAACGUGCUGUUAUAUUUUCCGUUGGCGUUUGUGUAUGGGCUCACGACAUGGUCUGUAUUUGUCGAGGCACGCAUAGGAAUGCAGUCGUCAAAAAGUAGGUGGUUUGGUCCUGCAACAUCGGUUCUAGGAAUAAUUCUUUACCUUCUUUCAAAUACAUGCUAUACUGUUGCUGUCUUCACGGACCCGGGUUCUCCUUCAACAGGACCUUUGAAGAAUAAUUAUGCAAACCGACAUGAAUAUAGCUCCCUCCCCUCCAUAGAAGCACCGGAUUUCGUGUCCCUGACGGUAAACUCAACUGGUGGUAGAAGGUUCUGUAAAAAGUGUCAGAAUGUCAAACCGGAUCGGACUCACCACUGCUCGUCAUGCAAGCGGUGUGUCCUCAAGAUGGAUCACCAUUGCCCUUGGCUAGCUACCUGCGUAGGAUUUCGUAACUACAAAGCAUUCCUGCUAUUCUUGAUAUAUACAUGUUUGUUUUCCUGGUUAUGCUUUGCAGUUUCUGCAACCUGGGUUUGGACAGAGAUUCUGGACCAGACUCAAUACAUCGAAUCAUUCGUUCCGGUCUCCAAUAUUCUACUGGCUCUCAUUUCUGGGAUAAUUGGCCUUGUCUUGUCGGCGUUCACGAUCUGGCAUAUUACCCUUGCGGCAAGAGGGUUGACUACGAUAGAAUGUCUAGAAAAGACUAGAUACCUCGCUCCUAUCCGCAGAUCAUUUGAUCGUUACCGGCAAGAAGGGGUUAGCCCUGCUCCUGGACAGAUGGAUCACAGCCAUGGCCAUCGAUUCCCUGUUGCGCGUUCCAAUGCCACCCCUGGUGUCAUACGAGCUGAAGAGGGCGAAGAACGGAGUUCGCCAAUCGUUCCCAGUCGACGAUCCGAUGACCCGGAGCAGGGACAAACAUACGGAAAUCACAAUCAACCACUAUCACCCGCACAACGAUCACUUCAUCAUUCCUACGAAGAACUUGAGAACGCUCGUGAAAGAGCGCGAUAUGACGAAUAUCUCGACGAGCAAGAUGAAGAAAAUCUCCCACAUGCAUUCGACUUAGGUUGGCGCCGUAACCUGAGACAUCUCUUCGGCGAAAACCCUCUCCUCUGGGCGCUACCCUUAUGUAACACCACCGGUGAUGGCUGGCAUUGGGAAACAAACUCCAACUGGCUUGAGAUAAAGCAAAGAAUAGAGAGUAGAAGAAUUCAACGGUUAAACCAUUAUCAGUCACAACAUCAGCGUCCGGCCACUGUCCCACCACCUUCACAAUAUGAAAACUGGCCAUCUUCUACCCAUACAACAUCUACACACCAUAGCAAUGUCUCACGACGACUUGGUAAUGGCGACCCAUUUUCCAAUGGAGCAACUAAUACGCAACGGCCGGGAACUGGCCUUUCGAUGAAGACUCUGCAUUCCAUCUCUCCCCAUCCUCGCUCAGGGGAGGUUGUGUCAGAGAAUGAAAGCACGCCUGAUAAACAGCAGGGUGGCUGUAGUGUGCCUGGGCGUUCUACGAGCGAGGAUGAAUGGCGGCAUUGGGAUUGA
Messenger RNA from Paracoccidioides lutzii Pb01, 1611 nucleotides. RefSeq lists its product as hypothetical. The transcript has 2 exons. Gene Ontology annotation, molecular function: palmitoyltransferase activity. Bases 1 to 1611 code for a protein of 536 amino acids. The record is from RefSeq and is a predicted model, not a curated record.